Messenger RNA from Cokeromyces recurvatus, 477 nucleotides. RefSeq lists its product as uncharacterized. The transcript has 4 exons. Bases 89 to 331 code for a protein of 80 amino acids. The record is from RefSeq and is a predicted model, not a curated record. Lineage: Eukaryota; Fungi; Mucoromycota; Mucoromycetes; Mucorales; Mucoraceae.
AGACAUAUACAUAUAUGAAAAGAAUAAUAGACAGUUUCCUAUAUAGUUUUUGAGAGUUACAAUUAAUAGUCUUGACAUCAACUCCCUAAUGUCUCUAGCAUUCAACUUUAAACAAGUUUUUCCAUUAAAAAGUCGAAGAUUACUCAAGAAGUCCUUCAUUCGUGUAUCUGUAGAUAUAUUGUCUGAACUAUUUCUUGAUAAUAUAAAUUAUGUAUUUCAUGCUAUAUUCUUUUAUCUAUUUGUUGAAUUCUGGUUAAAUGACUGCCUUUGUAAUAGUGCAAGUAUGUUUAACACCUUUUCUUUUUUUCUUUUUUUUUUCCCUCCUCAAUAAACUAGGACAACACAAGAUAUUCUGAUAAUUUAUUUGUUAUAUAUGCCUUUUGUCUACUACUCAUGAUUUAUAAAUUAAUUCAUUAUACAUUUACAUUUUCUCUCUCUCUCUCUUUUUGUUUUUUUUUCCUUUAUAUCUAGAAAUAC